AUGUUUAGCUCACUGGGGUUGUUCAGCGCAGUCCCUUGCCCCCAAAAUGACCAGUGCACCGUCAUAAAUUGUAUAUUCUCACAUCAAGAGGUGAGGAAUGCAGCCACCUUUCCGUCAACCGCUGAUUCCAAAGAGAGAGCGAAUCCACGGCCUGAAAAUAUAGACGAACCCAUUAGGAAGAGGCAGCGUUUAUAUGACGAUGGAGGGACCAUGGGUGGAUCUUCCGGUCAGGAAAUCGACGCUGCUGUGGUUGAACGUACUUCUACAACAGUUGCGGAACGGCCAAAAUCCUCACCCCCUAGGAGUAAGGGCAACCUUAACUCAUUAGGGAGACGAGUGUCUCCUCCUCUAGUCAACCGCACUGCUACCCGUGCAAAUGUUGCAGAGCCUUUGGCAGAGGACCAUGAUAAAAGGAAGUCAGAUACCCCGUCUGUCAUGCAAAGGAGGCAAAUAAAGAAAGAGACUCUCAAUCCAAGACACUUGUCUAAACCUCCGGCAACGCAUGUAAUUCGCACGUCAAUCCUAGUCAAAUUGCACAGCGUGAUGGUACGCCUUAACGAGGAGCUGAAGAAAUCCGUUGACCCGUCCAAAAGGUGCAUGAUUCUCUCCGCUGAUGAGUUGGUUUCGAUGGCCUUGGAUGAAGAAGAAAAAAUUGCGAAAGAGUCGCCGGCUGUCUAUUCGAAUGUCGUUAAACUACGUAUAGUGAAACUGGCAAAGAUGAAACAGCAGGAAUGGCAAGAGACUGUGACAGCUUUCCUCCGAACAGAAGACUCACCAAAAACGAUAAAGCCAGAAGGCUCGCCACCGAAACCUUUAUCAACUGGAUUAGCAGCUGAAGAGGAGAAAUUAGUCCUCUCAACGCUCUAUGCUUCUACCAGAGAUUUGAAAGAGCUUGAAUAUGUCAUGAUUCCUCCAUCAAUGGAUGAAAUUACUGCUGCAAAGCGCGGAAUAGAGGCGUCACAAGGGUGGGAGAAAUGUGACCGAUGUAAUGGGAGGUUCCAAGUCUUCCCAGGCAGGAGAUCUGAUGGUGCCUUAACGUCAUCAGGCCCAUGUGUCUAUCACUAUGCAAGGCCGAUUCGGCCGCCAAAGCAGAAAACAGAGCACAUAGUGGGACAGAAAGAGUUUUACUAUCCUUGCUGUAAAGAACCUGUUGGAAAAUCUACAGGAUGCACAAAGGUAGAUUCCCACGUGUUCAAGGUCACUGAUAUGAAGCGAUUAGCGGCUACAAUGCAGUUUGAACGAACACCGCGGCAACCGGGCAAAAAAAUCCUGCCACCGGUCUGCAUUGAUUGUGAAAUGGGGUAUACCACGUUAGGACUUGAGAUGAUUCGCCUAACUGCGAUAACCUGGCCGGAAGGUAAAUUGCUGGUUGAUGUUUUGGUGAGGCCAAUAGGAGAGAUAUUAGACCUUAAUACUCGCUAUUCGGGCAUUCGAUCCGAACAAUUUGCUAAAGCUACACCUUAUAAGACUGAGCAAGCAUCCACUGCCACAACGAAAAAGCAUGAUUCCAAGUCAACUAAUAACCUUGAAAUGGUUGACUCUCCUGCAACUGCAAGGGAGUUGCUUUUCCAACACCUACAACCAGAAACGCCUCUCAUUGGCCAUGCUUUGGACAAUGACCUUAAUGUUUGUCGCAUUAUCCAUCCUACUAUCGUUGACACUGUGCUGUUAUAUCCACACCCAGCAGGCUUGCCAAUGCGAAACGGUCUUCGAGCUCUCACAAAGAAGCACCUUGGGCGAGAUAUACAAGCUGGUGGAGGUACUGAAGGGCAUGAUUCCAUAGAAGACACUAAAGCUACCGGAGACCUGGUGAGGUACAAAGUAGGUGAGAAGUGGAAAGCUCUGAAACGCUCAGGUUGGACUAUUCGUGAUGGGGAGUUGUUGAGUCCGGCAGGUAAUGGAGUCUCCCAAGGACCCUGGGCUUCAGAUGCUGGCUUUGGUGUGAAGAGGAAGGCUAUGGAUGGCACCUAG
Molecule: messenger RNA, 1971 nt
Organism: Trichophyton benhamiae CBS 112371
Lineage: Eukaryota; Fungi; Ascomycota; Eurotiomycetes; Onygenales; Arthrodermataceae
Product: RNA exonuclease Rex3, putative
Exons: 1
Coding region: 1-1971 (656 amino acids)
Cellular component (GO): nucleus
Molecular function (GO): nucleic acid binding; exonuclease activity
Source: RefSeq, a predicted model, not a curated record